AUAUAAUUGUUGAGAGUUGUGAGAGAGUUGUGAUUUCUUUUUAGAGUGAUGAAAAUACUGACCAAUCACUGGCAAACAUGACUGAGAAUAAGUUGUGAUAUCUCAAGAGUCAAAUCAAUGUGACAUUGUGGAUUAGUUCAAGGAGCUCUCUGUUGUUUGGCUCGCUGUUGUGACUGGAAUCAGCUGAAGAUGGAUUUUGAAAGGAAACAAAGUUAUUUGGAAAUACCAAUACAAGUUGGUGUAAGGCUGCGGCCCGUGCUGGACACGGAUGACCCGCCGUCGGACGAGCGGGUCGAGCUGCUGGCCACCGGCCAGGUCACCGUCGAGGGCCACCUGUUCGAGCCCACGUUCUGCCUGCCAGCCUCUGUGGGCCAGCAGGAGCUGUACGCGGCGGCCGUCGAGCCGCAGGUCGAGAUGCUGCUCCAGGGCUACAAUGUAGCCGUGGUGACGUUCGGCCAGACGGGCUCGGGGAAGACGUUCACGCUGGUCGGACCGGACGCCACGUUCGCCAUGAGCGAGGCCGAGUUUGGCGUGCUGCCCAGAGCCGUGCGCCACGUGUUCGCGGCACUGAAGCAAAGUUCACACGAGGUGGCCGAGCACGCGUUCACGGUGCGGGCCAGCUACCUGGAGGUGGGUGAGGAGGAGAUCCGCGACCUGCUCAACUACGAGCCCGUCAGCUACCACCUGGAUGUGCAGUACGACGAGGAGGGCUCCCCGGUGGUGCCGGGUCUCACCCGGUUGGAGUGCUCCUCCGUCUCCGAGGUACUGCACUGCCUCGAGGCUGGCUCAUCCAUGCGACAGGCGGGCUCUACGGCGGCCAGUGACCAGCAGGCGCACACAGUGUUCACGGUGCAAGUUCAGCAGGAGUGGGCUGACGGUGUGCUGCUGCACGAGACCUCUUCGUCAAUGUACUUUGUGGAGCUGUCCGGCUCGGAGCUACAGCCGGCGCCCGACGACCCGGACGAUUUCACCAUUAAUGCCGGCCUGCUGGCACUGCGUCACGUGGUGGAGGCGCUGGCCCGCCGCCGGCCGUCCGUGCCCUACCACCUGGCUCCCCUGCCCGCGCUGCUCAAGGACGUGAUCGGCGGCAACUGCCGCACGCUGGUGCUCUGCUGUCUGUCGCCGGCCGACACAGACGAGUCCCUGAACUCGCUGCAGUACGUGCGUCUGCUGCCGGCCGUCAUCAACCUGGUGACGUGUGGCGCCGUGCAGCGGCCGCUGCCGCCGUCCUCUGAUCCGCCGCCGGCCGAGCAGGCGGGCCCGGCGCGCCAGGUGCACCCGGUCCACCCUCUGAGGCACCCGCUGCAGGCGGCCUCCCCGCGGCCGGACGGCAAACCACCGCCGGCCGGCUGGGCGCAGGGAGGGUACGGUGCCGCGCCCGGGUACGGGCCGGAGCUGGACGCGCCGCCGGCGGUCGGCUGGGGCCCGACCGCUGCUCCUCCGGCGGGGUAUGGAGCGGGGUACGGACCGGGGUUCGGCGGACAGAGACGGCUCAGCUCGGCGCAGCAGAGGCUCAGCGGCCACGGAGCGGUGAUGAGCCCGGCUCAGCAGAUGGUGGGUGGACAGACCCAGCAGUUGAUGAGUCCCACCCAGCCGGCCAUGAACCAAAGCCAGCACAUGAUGGCUGUGAACCAGCCGGUGGUGAACCACAGCCCGGCGCUGAUCAACGCGAACCAGCAGAUCAUGAACCAGAACCAGGCGCUGAUGACGCACAGCCAGCAGGAGCAGAUGAUGCUAAACCAAAAUCAGCAGCUGCUCAGCCCGAACCAGAUGGGACUGAACCAAACCAUGAACCAGAACCACCAGAUGAACCUGAACCAGAUGAACCAGCCGCUGUCUCCGCUGAACCAGCCGCUGAUGAACCAGAGCCACGCUCACAGUCAGAGUCUGGCGGUGCAGCAGUCGCUGAACCCGUCGCUCAGCCAAUCGUUCCCGGCCCUGGCCCACCCGCUGUCUGCCGCCACCCCCGGCCACCUGCUCAGUCAGACGGUGCCGUCGUUCGGCUCCCACCAGAAUCUGUCGGUGAGCCAGCCGCCGCGGCCGGCCGGCGGCGGGCACCACAGCCACCAGUCGGCGCUGGUGCACCCGUACCACCACCAGGCGUCGCCGGCCGGCCGGCUGGCCGGGCUCGGCUACACGGCCAGCCCGCCGCUCACCAGUCUGACCGAGCUCAGCUGCCAGCGCGCCGCGCUGCUCCACGAGAACGCGCUGGUUGACCUCUACCAGCGGCUGCAUGUGCUCGAGAUGCACCAGCUGGCGGCGGCGCAGCUGGAGUUUGCCGCCGACCAGUACCGCCGUCUGGUGGCCGGCGCCGAGAGGCUGCUCCGCCAGCUGGCCGGCCGCGGCGCCGUCGACGGCGAACACAACGGACUCAUCCAGCAGUGGAUGUGCAGGAAGCAGGAGACCGAGGAGUGUCUGCGCCAGGAGCAGGAGGCGGGCAGCGAGCUGCGCCCCCCGGACAGCACCGAGAGCGACACCGACACUGACGCGCCGGCGGCGCAGAGGGCGCCCGCGCACGGCGCCGGCACGAACAACGUCUCUGGCGGCGCCGUGUCCCGUCUGCCGGCCUCCGAGCUGGACGGUCUCAGUGAGUCUCUGAGCACCGGUCUCCGACUGGGAGACAGGCCGGGAGCGCUGGACACCACCCCCGCCGGUGAGUAUUCGGGAGAGUGUGCGGGGGAGGAGAGUACGCAGGACAACUAUCUUCAUCACUGA
This is a messenger RNA of Amphibalanus amphitrite, 2715 nucleotides long. RefSeq names its product kinesin-like protein KIF18B. The record is from RefSeq and is a predicted model, not a curated record. Gene Ontology annotation, molecular function: microtubule motor activity; ATP hydrolysis activity; microtubule binding. Bases 190 to 2715 code for a protein of 841 amino acids. The transcript is spliced from 10 exons. NCBI's taxonomy places the organism in Eukaryota, Metazoa, Arthropoda, Thecostraca, Balanomorpha, Balanidae. Gene Ontology annotation, biological process: microtubule-based movement. Gene Ontology annotation, cellular component: kinesin complex; microtubule.